Molecule: messenger RNA, 969 nt
Organism: Bufo bufo (common toad)
Lineage: Eukaryota; Metazoa; Chordata; Amphibia; Anura; Bufonidae
Product: gastrula zinc finger protein XlCGF17.1-like
Exons: 3
Coding region: 1-858 (285 amino acids)
Biological process (GO): regulation of transcription by RNA polymerase II
Molecular function (GO): RNA polymerase II cis-regulatory region sequence-specific DNA binding; DNA-binding transcription factor activity
Source: RefSeq, a predicted model, not a curated record
AUGACGUACCUGAAGGCAGAGAGAAUAGUGCAGCGCUCUUCAGGAGAAAACCUCAUUACCCUUAAUGUACAUCCAGGACUUCACAGUACAGAUCUGUCAUAUAAUCCUCCUAAUUAUGAGGAACCUUCUCCUGACCAAUCACAGAUUGUUACCGCAAGUACAAGUCAGAAAAGGAUUAAAAGGUUUCAUUGUGGUAAAGAAUCCACAAACAGCUCAGGACUUUCUACACACCGAAGACAUCACAAAGGAGAGAAAAUGUUUUCAUGUUUAGAAUGUGGGAAAUGUUUUAUAUAUAAAUCAGAUCUUGUUAUACAUGAGAGAAGUCACACAGGAGAGAAACCAUAUUCAUGUUCAGAAUGUGGGAAAUGUUUCUUAUGGAAAUCAAUUCUUGUUUUACAUGAGAGAAGUCACACAGGAGAGAAAUCAUAUACAUGUUCAGAAUGUGGGAAAUGUUUUACACAGAAAUCCAAUCUUGUUAAACAUGUGAGAAUUCACACAGGAGAGAAAGCAUAUACAUGUUCAGAAUGUGGGAAAUGUUUUAGACAAAAAUCACAUCUAGUUACACAUGAGAGAAGUCACACAGGAGAGAAGCCAUAUUCGUGUUCAGAAUGUGAAAAAUGUUUUACAAUGAAAUCAAAUCUUGUUAGACAUGAGAGAAGUCACACAGGAGAGAUGCCAUAUUCAUGUUCAGAAUGUGGGAAAUGUUUUACAAUGAAAUCAAAUCUUGUUAUACAUGAGAGACGUCACACAGGAGAGAAGCCAUAUUCAUGUUCAGAAUGUGGGAAAUGUUUUACACAGAAUUCAAAUCUUCUAAAACAUAAGAUAAAUCACACACGAGAGAAGCUGCAUUCAGAAUGAGAAAAAUGUUUUUGUUUCUAAAGCCAUAAUUAGGGGUCAUUAGUGAAGUCACACAAGAGAGAAGCCAUAUGGCCACAAUAUAAGGAAACAAUAUAUCACUUUUCAUUGAUU